Messenger RNA from Phycodurus eques (leafy seadragon), 1116 nucleotides. RefSeq names its product SRY-box transcription factor 11b (gene sox11b). Gene Ontology annotation, biological process: cell differentiation; anatomical structure morphogenesis; regulation of DNA-templated transcription. The coding region runs from base 130 to 891 and encodes 253 amino acids. Lineage: Eukaryota; Metazoa; Chordata; Actinopteri; Syngnathiformes; Syngnathidae. The record is from RefSeq and is a predicted model, not a curated record. The transcript has a single exon. Gene Ontology annotation, molecular function: DNA-binding transcription factor activity, RNA polymerase II-specific; RNA polymerase II cis-regulatory region sequence-specific DNA binding.
CGGGCGGUUUGUCUGAGGUGGUAACUCACGAGCUCCACGCUCGCUCGUUCGCUGUGUCGGCCACGCGAAACGGAACCGGGCCGGCUGGUUGAAAAGCGUGGCAGUCGGAGGUGACAUAGGCUGGCCACCAUGCUGAAGCAGCAGCAGCAGCAGCAGCAAAAAGCGGCGUCUCACGUUAAACGGCCCAUGAACGCCUUCAUGGUUUGGUCCAAAAUGGAGCGCAGGAAGAUCAUGCAGCAGUCGCCCGAAGUGCACAACGCCGAGAUCUCCAAGCGGCUCGGCAAGAGGUGGAAGUCGCUGGACAAGUCCGAGAAGGGUCCGUUCAUCCGCGAGGCUGAGCGGCUGCGCCUACAGCACAUGGCCGACCACCCGGACUACAAGUACCGGCCCAGGAAGAAGACCAAGACGGGCGAGGCCGCCGACAAGAGCGGCCGAGGAGCCAGCAAGCGGUCGAACCCGCAGCAGCGGCAGAGGCAGAGGCCGAGGCCGAGGUGCCGCUUCGUGCUCAAGCGGGACUUCAACGACUCGGACGACGACGAAACUGCCGCAGAACCGGAAGAAGAUUCGGUUCGGCUCUUCUACAGCUUAAAGAACAUGACGCGCCAGGCCACCGGAACCUUGUACCUGGCCUCUUCGUCGUCGUCCUCGUCUUCUGGGUCCAAUUCGUCGUGCUGUGGAGACGACCUGGAGCGCGACCAGCAGGACCCGUUCCCAACCAGCCCCGCCCCCUCGGAACCGGGCAACCUGAGCCUGUCUCUAGUGGACAAAGACUUGGACCUGAGCGGUACUGAGCGGGGCCGCGGCUCUCACUUCGAGUUUCCGGACCACUGCACGCCCGAACUGAGCCGGAUGAUAACCGGAGACUUCUCGGACCUUCUGUUCACCUACUGAGCCGAAAGUGCCGAAAAUGACGGUUUUACCUCAGUUUUCCUUUUCACCUGGACUUGGGACUUUUCUUUGCUCCUUUUUAAACAAAAGAACAUUUAUUUUCCGAUGAUUUUCACGCACUUGUUGCAGUUUGAUUUUAGUGCUGCGAGGUUUUCUGUUGGUCACGUGACAAAUAAGAUUUUCUGUUCCGUCUUGUGAAAUUUGAAAAACGUGUGACAGAAGAAUAAA